AUGAAGCGCACAAUGCGACCUGAUAGUGAUAGCGCAGCCCAGAAACGACGUCGUCAACCCCAAGUUUCGUGUGACUCGUGCCGCAAGAAGAAGCUCAACCAUGCGCCAAGGUUGAGCGAGAAUGCCGACGGCUCUAUCCUGAGUCGGCUCCGCAAUCUAGAGCACGCUGUGUUCGGGCCAGUGUCUUCUGCCGGCACAGAAUUUUCCAUGCAGCAGCUUGCGGACACUGUCGGACCUGAAAGGAUAGAGCGGUCAAAACCAUCCCGACGCCGAAGUCUGGGUUUAUCAACACGCCAUCCUCAUCUACGGAGGUUCAUGGAUAACGAACGGCAGCAGACCGCGAAGUUUCUCGAUUCAACAUUCACGCGAAAUAGUCUAAACGUCACUCUACCAUUUGAAAAGGUGGACUAUCACGUUACCAAUGUCUGUCACUUUCCCAAGACACCCGCAAGCACAACCUCCGGCCUUACACCCUCCAUUGAUUCAGAAGGACGAUUAUCGACCUGGUUGAUGACCCAAGAAGAGGCGUUGCUGCUACUACAAGACUUCCUCGACAAUCCGUUUCAUCUCCUUCCCAUACUUCAUCCAACAGCAGCCAGGUCCAUGAUCGUCAACUUCUAUUGCACCUUAUCUCGCGGAGGUGAACCAAAUCCAGCACACGCUGCACUGAUUCUAGGAAUCGCAGCAACGAGUGCUUUCUUCUUCACCGAGGGGUCCAAAGCCAACGGGACCUUCGAGUCUUUGGAAGAAGCUACGCACACCGCCAUAGCUUGGUUCAGAUCUUCUCUCAACAUACUAGAAAAAUCACAUGCCAAUACUUGGGUCUGUCUGGAAGAGGUACAAGCACGUUCGGUCCUCGCUUAUCUUGUCUACAAUAUGGAAGGCUGCUCAGCUAGGUUUAGAUUCCUUCAUGGCUGUUCGUUGUCGUCCGCUCGAGAAAUGAGCCUGCACCUAAUCGACAGCCCUGGCUCGGAACAGCGGGACGACGAGUCUGCAAAGGAAAUCAAGAGAAGGGUAUGGUGGCAUAUUACUGCUACAGACUGGAUGCUGGGUCUCAUGGGAGGGCCCACGGAUGGGACGUACAACGUUCAGCCGCGACAAAUGAAUGUUAAUGAGCCUCGGAACAUCAAUGAUGACGAGGCGAGCCUCUCGAAUAAGGCCAUUAGCAUGCCUUCAGAUACUGCGACAACGAUGAGCUGUUUCAUCCGGCGCAUCCAACUCGCUGGUAUUUCUCGUUCUGUCAUCGAUGCCAGAACACCAGGAGUUCCAGAUGCUGAAAUAACGGACUACGAACAUGUAAUCGAGUUAGAUCGUCUGUUUGCAGAUGCUAUUGCCGACUUCCCCCCAUUCCUCCGUCCCGAUGGGCCCAUUCCAGAGACCGCGCCGCCCUAUCUAUCGCUGCAGAGAGAUGUUGUUCUCCUCGGUUUCCUCUCGCGACGCGCUCGAUUACACCGACCAUUCUUGCUCCAUGACAAACAAGAUGCCCAAUACCAGUCAUCGCGAGAGAUAUGUCUGAGCUCAGCCCGGACUGUCCUCGCAAUCGCCACACGUCUACUAAAGGUUUCACAGAUUAGAGAGCCAGUGCAAACCUUUAGCUCGCGAGCAAUCGGUUGCCGUCUAGGCUGUGUUAUCGGUCAUAUGUUCAUGGCGUGUACAAUAUUGGCACUUCACUCAGGAGGCGUCUCAAGUCGUGAGGGCUUAGCAGACGGCAAAGAGUCAUGGUUAGUAUCUGAUGCAUCAGCAGAGCUGCAUGCCGAGGUUGUACAAGCUUGCCGUGCUUUGGCAUUGGCCGGAAAAGAAUCGGUGAUUGCUGCGCAGCUUGUUCAGAACCUGACGGGCGUUUUGCGUCGCUAUCGUGUCCAGGGGAUGGAUGACGCUGUCCCAUCAGAGGUAGAAGAUGACAGAGAGUCUGUCGACGCAGGACUCUCGACUGACGAUCCCGAAGCGGUUGCAACGGCCGGACUGAGGACUGUUUAUGAUGAUGGUGGCAGUGCUGAGAAAUCUAGUUUGGCUGGAGAAGACGUCCUCGGUCUUGACAGCCUAUGGAACGAUCUCCUUGGAGACGCCAACACAUUUGGAUGGGAUCAACUUUUUGCAGGACUCGACUCCUAUUGCGGCCCGACCUAG
Molecule: messenger RNA, 2127 nt
Organism: Colletotrichum lupini
Lineage: Eukaryota; Fungi; Ascomycota; Sordariomycetes; Glomerellales; Glomerellaceae
Exons: 4
Coding region: 1-2127 (708 amino acids)
Biological process (GO): DNA-templated transcription
Molecular function (GO): DNA binding; zinc ion binding
Source: RefSeq, a predicted model, not a curated record